Sitodiplosis mosellana (orange wheat blossom midge) is the source of this 1482-nucleotide messenger RNA. It is a transcript of the gene CycC, whose product is annotated as cyclin-C. Gene Ontology annotation, biological process: positive regulation of transcription by RNA polymerase II. The coding region runs from base 431 to 1285 and encodes 284 amino acids. Gene Ontology annotation, molecular function: cyclin-dependent protein serine/threonine kinase regulator activity. Lineage: Eukaryota; Metazoa; Arthropoda; Insecta; Diptera; Cecidomyiidae. The transcript has 3 exons. Gene Ontology annotation, cellular component: nucleus; mediator complex. The record is from RefSeq and is a predicted model, not a curated record.
AUUUUUCUUUUCCAAUGAAUCGAAGUCAAUGUGCUUCAGUGUAAUAAAAAUAAAUUCAAAACAAAACGAUUUAAAAGUCCAUAUUUGGAUUCGAAAUAAUGGUAAAAAAAAUUCCAUUCGAAGGAAUUGCGCUUUUCGAUUCAUAUCCAUGGAGAAUAAAUUAUUCACCAUUCAACAUUCCAUCGUCCACAUAAGCUUCAGUCCAGUUCAGUUCAGUUCGGUUGACAUGACAAACCGAAGUGAAGUUGGUUGUCACCGAACAUCAACAAAACACAGCUAGCAUUGCAAGAAAAGUCACUGUACAAGCCGUAGCUAACGUGGGAAUUGUUUUAUACUUUUUUUUUUAUUCCAAAAUUGCAAAAUUUUAAAUUGUUUUCAUAAAUUGUUGUUGUAAAACGUCUGGAAAUCAAGAAAAGUUUUGAAAUUCGAAAUGGCCGGCAAUUUUUGGCAAUCGAGUCACUAUCAGCAAUGGUUGCUAACGAAAGACGAUUUAGUGCGAGACCGUCGAUAUGAUUUGCAAUUUCUCACACCAGAAGAAUACCAGAAGCUUAACAUUUUCUUUGCAAAUUUGAUCCAAGUGCUGGGCGAACAGUUAAAACUACGGCAACAGGUCAUUGCAACGGCAACCGUUUACUUUAAGCGAUUUUAUGUGCGCAAUUCAUUCCGUAGCAUCGAUCCGCUGUUGAUGGCACCGACAUGCAUUUUUCUAGCAUCAAAAGUUGAAGAAUUUGGUGUUAUUUCUAAUUCCCGCCUCAUAUCAACGUGUCAAAAUGUCAUCAAAAAUAAGUUCAGUUAUGCUUAUCAACAAGAAUUCCCUUACCGAACCAAUCACAUUUUGGAGUGUGAAUUUUAUCUACUGGAAAAUCUGGACUGUUGCUUAAUUGUUUACCAACCAUACAGACCACUAUUGCCAAUCAUCCAGGAUAUUGGACACGAGGAUCAGCUGUUACCGCUUACAUGGCGCAUCAUCAAUGAUUCCCUGCGAACAGAUGUUAGUUUACUCUAUCCGCCGUAUAUGAUCGCCAUCGGAUGUCUUCAAUUGGCUUGUGUUAUUCUACAAAAAGAUGUGAAAUCAUGGUUUGCCGAGAUCAAUGUCAACAUGGAAAAGAUACAGGAAAUUUCAAAAACCAUCUUAGGGCUAUAUGAACUUUGGCGCACGUACGAUGAAAAGAAGGAAAUUCAAGAUCUGCUCAGUAAAAUGCCCAAACCGCGACCACCGCCACAGCAGCAGCAACAACAACAAACGCAACAAAACCAACAGACACAAAAUCAAUCCCAACAAUGAAUAAGAUUCUCAAAAUUUAAGUGCUAGGUUUAUCUAAAUAAGCGUAGAUAGUGGAAACAUGACUUUUGAUAGCUCUUCGCGGAUCAAGUUCGAAUUCGUUUUAAAACAUUUUCAAAGUACACACCAUGUAAUGUUCAGAAGAAGUUAUCUCAUUGACUCAUUUAUCAUAAUAAAUUCAUAUAAAUCAUGAAAUAUAA